AGAAUGACGACACUGACGCAAUGCAUCAAAGGAUCCCACCACUUGGUUCCGGAUACAAAAGUAAGGAGUUCUGGAUGGAAUUGUUGCUGGAUUUAAUCGUUCUAUGAAUUCAGAAAUCAUUGAAACUUGAGACCAAUACUAAAAGACACGUGCACCAUAUCUAAGCACCAUGGAAGGACCGAAUACUCAGAGAGGCCCCAAGAAGAUGAGCCACCCGCACAUGGCGGCCCCCAAGCACGAGUCGGGCUACACGGAUGAGGUGGCCGAGGAGUGCCACGACCUGAUCGACCAUGCUGAAGAAGACGCACAUCUACACGAGCCCGGCUCGAUGUACACAACCACGGACAAGCCCGAGCAUGUGCACAGAAUGAAGGCGGGCCUCGAGGGCAGCGGCACAAAAACCGGCAGCGGAGCCAGCGCAACGCAGAAAAUGGAGGAGAAGGGUAAGGACAUGAAGAGCACGAUUGGAGAAAAAAUGGAACAGAUGAAGGACAAGAUUCCCGGUAUGCAUAAGUAAACCGGGGACGGUGAACUGAUCGAGUCUCAGUCAAAGGGGGGAGAUACGAAAAGGAGAAGUCGGAUGACGUUUCUACCUUUGUUGCGGUCACAUCCGUAUCAUCAAUUGAUCUGUUCACAAACAAAUGGUCCGCGCCAUGUUUCAGGCAUG
This is a messenger RNA of Chaetomium strumarium, 667 nucleotides long. RefSeq lists its product as uncharacterized. The coding region runs from base 170 to 517 and encodes 115 amino acids. The record is from RefSeq and is a predicted model, not a curated record. The transcript has 2 exons. NCBI's taxonomy places the organism in Eukaryota, Fungi, Ascomycota, Sordariomycetes, Sordariales, Chaetomiaceae.